This is a messenger RNA of Macrosiphum euphorbiae (potato aphid), 396 nucleotides long. NCBI's taxonomy places the organism in Eukaryota, Metazoa, Arthropoda, Insecta, Hemiptera, Aphididae. The record is from the annotation of a GenBank genome assembly.
AUGUGUUACCAUCAAGUAAAUACGUGUCUACGGUUUACCACGACCGCGUACUGCAAGUCUGCAAACUGUAACCACAAUUCUCAUUUCUCAAAUCUGUGUGUUCCGGUGUUCGGUGACAGCCGACAGGAUGGCGGAAAGCGUCACAACGUAAUCAAGUCCGGUUCGACCAAUCGGCGGGCUCCACACUCGCGAAAGUGGGAAAUAUUUUGUACCGGUGAGGUGGCCACACCGGUUUGUCUGAGGGAAAAUAAAACCGAUAAUAAAUAUAUACGUCGGGGCCGCCCGGCGAAUGGCAAUUGGCAAUCCGUUUCGUGGUUUCGUCGACUCUCGGUGUCUCUAGUGCUUUCCUAUCAUGGUUCGUCGUCAUGUUUACUAGUUUCAAGUCUCAACUUUUAG